CGUGUGACUGAAGGAAGUGAUGAAACAGGAAGUGGAACCCUCCUCAACAGGAUCUACACUGAGCUCUACAUCACAGAGGGACAGAGUGAAGAGGUUAAUACCCAGCAUGAGGUGAGGCAGCUUGAGACAGCUUCCAAGAAGAAGACCCUCCAUGACGCUCCAAUCAGGUGCCAGGACAUCUUUAAAGCCUUACCUGGCCAACAGAGAGCCAUCAGAGUGGUUCUGACCAACGGCGUCGCUGGCGUUGGAAAAACCUUCUCGGUGCAGAAGUUCACUCUGGACUGGGCAGAGGGCUCGGAAAACCAAGAUGUCGGUCUGCUGGUUCUGCUCUCGUUCAGGGAGCUGAACUUGAUCAAAGAUGAGCGGCACAGUCUCCUCACGCUGCUCCAUGUUUUCCAUCCAACAUUACAGAAGGUCCCAGCAGAGAAGCUCGCCGUCUGGAAACUGUUGUUCAUCUUUGACGGCCUGGAUGAAAGCAGACUUUCAUUGGAUUUCCACAACAGUGAGGUUGUGUCUGAUGUCACACAGAAGUCAUCAGUCAACCUGCUGCUGACAAACCUCAUCGAGGGGAAUCUGCUUCCCUCGGCUCUCGUCUGGAUAACUUCCCGACCUGCGGCAGCCAAUCGGAUCCCUCCUUCGUGUGUCGGCAGGGUAACAGAAGUACGAGGCUUCACUGACGCCCAGAAGGAGGAGUACUUCAGGAGGAGAGUCAGUGAUGAAGAGCUGUCCAGCAGAAUCAUCUCACACAUCAAGACCUCCAGGAGCCUCCACAUCAUGUGUCUAAUCCCAGUCUUCUGCUGGAUCACUGCUACAGUUCUGGAGCACAUGUUGACUACAGAGCAGAGAGGAGAGCUGCCCAAGACCCUGACUGACCUGUACUCACACUUCCUGCUGGUUCAGAUAAAGAGGAAGAAGCAGAAGUACGAUGAGGGACAUGAGACGAGUCCACAGGAGCUGACGGAGGCUGACAGGGAGGUUCUUCUGAAGCUGGGGAGGCUGGCGUUUGAACAGCUGGAGAAAGGAAACAUCAUGUUCUACCAAGAAGACCUGGAGCAGUGUGGUCUUGAUGUCACAGAGGCCUCGGUGUACUCAGGAGUUUGUACAGAGAUCUUCAAAAGAGAGUGUGACUUCCAGAAAACAGUCUACUGCUUUGUUCAUCUGAGCGUUCAGGAGUUUCUGGCUGCAGUCUACAUGUUCCACUGUUACACCAGCAGGAACUCAGAGGUACUGGAGGACUUCCUGGGGGAAGACUGGACAUACACAAUCAGUGACUUGUCUGUGGAUGAUUUCCUGCAAGAUAGUGAUGAUGAUAAGGAUGACAGGGAUGAUUAUCAUAACUCAACCCCUGAUGUCUUCCUGAAGAGAGCCAUGCAGAAAUCCCUCGACAGUAAAAAUGGCCACCUGGACCUGUUUGUUCGCUUCCUUCAUGGCCUCUCUCUGGAGUCCAACCAGAGACUCUUAGGAGGCCUGCUGGGUCGGACAGACAACAGUCCAGAAAUCAUCCAGAGAGCCAUCAACAACCUGAAGGAGAUGAACAGUAAUAAGAUCUCUCCUGACAGAAGCAUCAACAUCUUCCACUGUCUGACGGAGAUGAACGACCUCUCAGUACAUCAGGAGAUCCAAGAGUUCCUGAAGUCAGAGAACAGAUCAGAGAAGGAACUCUCUGUGUUCCACUGCUCAGCUCUGGCCUACAUGCUGCAGAUGUCAGAGGAGGUUCUGGAUGAGUUGGACCUGAAGAAGUACAACACAUCAGAGGAGGGACGAGUGAGACUGAUUCCAGCUGUGAGGAACUGCAGAAAGGCUCGACUUUCUUACUGUGGACUCUCAGAGACUCACUGUGAAGUUAUGGCCUCAGCUCUGAAGUCCAACUCCUCCCAUCUGAGAGAGCUUGACCUGAGUAACAACGAUCUGCAGGAUUCAGACGUGAAGCUGCUGUCUGCUGGACUGCAGAGUCCACUCUGUAGACUGGAGACUCUGAGAUUGUGGAGCUGCAGGUUGUCAGAGAUCAGCUGUGCUUCUCUGGUCUCAGCUCUGAAGUCCAACCCCUCCCAUCUGAGAGAGCUGGACCUGAGUAAUAACAAGCUGCAGGAUUCAGGAGUGAAGCUGCUGUGUGGUUUUCUGGAGGAUCCACACUGCAGACUGGAGACUCUGAGAUUGAGGGUCUGCAGUUUGUCAGAGAUCAGCUGUGCUUCUCUGGUCUCAGCUCUGAAGUCCAACCCCUCCCAUCUGAGAGAGCUGGACCUGAGUGACAACAACCUGCAGGAUUCAGGAGUGAAGCUGCUGUGUGGUUUUCUGGAGGAUCCACACUGCAGACUGGAGACUCUGAGAUUGUGGAGCUGCAGUUUGUCAGAGAUCAGCUGUGCUUCUCUGGCCUCAGCUCUGAAGUCCAACCCCUCCCAUCUGAGAGAGCUGGACCUGAGUGACAACAAGCUGCAGCUGAGUGACAACAAGCUGCAGGAUUCAGGAGUGAAGCUGCUGUGUGGUUUUCUGGAGGAUCCACACUGCAGACUGGAGACUCUGAGAUUUUGCGGCUGCAGUUUGUCAGAGAUCAGCUGUGCUUCUCUGGCCUCAGCUCUGAAGUCCAACCCCUCCCAUCUGAGAGAGCUGGACCUGAGAGGAAACUACGAGCUGCAGGAUUCAGGAGUGAAGCUGCUGUGUGGUUUUCUGGAGGAUCCACACUGCGGACUGGAGACUCUGAGAUUGAGGCGCUGCAGUUUGUCAGAGAUCAGCUGUGCUUCUCUGGCCUCAGCUCUGAAGUCCAACCCCUCCCAUCUGAGAGAGCUGGAGCUGACCUGGAACAACCUGCAGGAUUCAGGAGUGAAGCUGCUGUGUGGUUUUCUGGAGGAUCCACACUGCGGACUGGAGACUCUGAGAUUGAGACGCUGCAGGUUGUCAGAGAUCAGCUGUGCUUCUCUGGCCUCAGCUCUGAAGUCCAACCCCUCCCAUCUGAGAGAGCUGGACCUGAGUAACAACUACCUGCAGGAUUCAGGAGUGAAGCUGCUGUCUGAUCUUGUGGAGAGUCCACACUGCAGACUGGAGACUCUGAGGCUGGAUGGCAGAGACAUCAGGGCUACACCUGACAGACAUGGAGGACAUCCGUCAACAUCAAACACAAAGGUCAAUGUGUCUGAGGACCAGCUGUGUCCUGAUGAUCCAGAGAGGUUGAAGCAGCAUCAGCUUCAGUUUGGAGAGGCUCUGAAUACAAAGGAGAAGUUAAGUUUCACACCUGAACUGCUGACUGAGUCUGGAAAGACUUCAUACAGGUUCAGGUGUCCUGGUCCAGGUGUGUUCCAGUGUGCUUUGACUGGACUGGUGUUUGUUGUGGCUCAGGAGGCGGAGCUGCUGUACCGGACUGUCCAAUGGGAUGAGAGCCUCCUCCAAUCAGCUGGCAAGACGGCUGCAGGGCUGCUGUUCAGUAUCAAGUGUCCUGAGAACGCUGUCUGUCAGCUCCACCUGCCACACUGUGAAACAAAGGCCGCUCUGCUGCCUGAUGGUCUGCUGUCUGUCGUCCACAUCACUGAUGAUGGAAUGAGCAUCCUCGACCCGCAGGAGAUUACAGACACUCAUGUGGUUGUCAAAGUCCCUCACCUCUCUGCCUUCGGCCUAGUCUGGGAUAUCAUUAAGAGGUUGUGGACGACACCAGUUUGUGGCCAAGUUCUGCUGUUCCUCAGACCACCAAACACAGAAACAGACACGAAAAUCCUAAAUGUGCUUCUCCUGCCGAACAACAUCCCUCUGGACGAGGUCAGCAAACAACAGCAGCCUUAUAAGAACAUCAAGACUGCUUCUAAAUGCAAACUCAUCAAAGCUGAAAGUUACACUCUUCUCUGUCCUCAGGCCAAGGAAAUUCAGCCUACGGAAGAAGAUUUUGACCUGGACUUUGGACCAAAUUACCAUCCAACAUUUGAGAUCUUCCUGCCGACAGACAAACAAGAAGUGACUUUAACGCUCCAAGACCAAAGAAAUAUGGAAGUCUGGAAGCGUAAAGUUGUGGUGACAGAUCCGGCUCUGCGUGAAGAGAAUCCAGCGAGGCCUCAGAGUGGCUCCCCACGGAGCAGGUUGGCAUCAGUUCGGUCCCAGUUCGUAGAUGCAGUGUCUGAACCUGUUCUGAACCAGCUGCUGGAUCGGCUUUUGCAACGGGGCAUAAUAAAUCAAGAAGAAAUGGAUUCAACCAGAACCAGAACCAGGGCUGACGGGGCUCGAGCGGUGAUUGACAUGGUGCGAAACAAAGGAACAGAAGCCAGUUCAGCUCUGAUUGAGGACUUCAGUAGUUUGGAUCCACACUGUUCCAGAAAUCUGAAUCUGAGCUGAAGCAGAACUGAGACUCUAAGUGAGUGAACAGAAAAAAAUCUAUGUCAAAUCCAUAUGUGGUGUGAUCAAACUUUGCAUCAGUUCUUGUAGGUAAACUUUCACAGUCAGGGAUUUUGUAGAGAUUUAACAUUAAACCAAACAGGUGCUUAUGACCAAAACUUCAAAGUGAAGGUUUCACUGAAACAGAAACAGCUGUGUAGGAGGAAUACAGCCAAACUCAGCUAACAAGGUGCUGAAGUUUCCUGUCAGUCAAACCUCAGGGCAAGACUGAGCACAGCAACAAGACACAAGGUCGUUAUAGUGCAGCAGCAGUGUCUCUCCCAGGCACACAAACUGCUUUAUUAGCAGUAAGUCAGAUCAGUGUGCGGUAGUUUGUUUUUGAUUCUUCAUAGACUCAUCCUGCUCUCUACCAGCACCUCGUUGUUGUUGCUGUGUUCCUCCAGACGGAGUUCGGUGUGAACAGGAAGGACUCUGCUGGUUCAUCUCAGCUGACACCACAGGAGGCCUUUCUCACCUUUACUAAAAUGAAGUGGAAUUAUAAUUUAGCUGAAUGCUCCUGAUGAGUCUGUCAUUUAAAAGUGGUGGAAGAUGAUGAUGAUGAUGAUGAUGAUGAUGAUGGCGGCCUGAUGUGCUGCAGGUUAUCUGUGAAGUCGUCUCUUUAUACUUUGUUUUGUGUGGUGGGUUUUAGUGUUUGUUUUAUAUAUUUGUAUUGUAUUUAGUGUUUUAUGUUCAGAGUCCCUGCAGGAUUUUCUGUCUUUGGAACAUGAUCAAUAAAUGAGCCUUAAAUAGAGGCGUGAUCUCUUUAUGCAGUUACAUCUGAAUUUAAAUCAAUAGAAAAUAAGUAAAGUUUCUCACUGUUUUUUAUUCUGUUUUUUUCUUCUAACUUUUAAUAAACUGGACCAGAUUUA
Messenger RNA from Micropterus salmoides (largemouth bass), 5219 nucleotides. RefSeq names its product NACHT, LRR and PYD domains-containing protein 12-like. The record is from RefSeq and is a predicted model, not a curated record. Gene Ontology annotation, molecular function: protein binding. Gene Ontology annotation, biological process: regulation of apoptotic process. NCBI's taxonomy places the organism in Eukaryota, Metazoa, Chordata, Actinopteri, Centrarchiformes, Centrarchidae.